This is a messenger RNA of Alternaria burnsii, 1116 nucleotides long. RefSeq lists its product as uncharacterized. The transcript has 3 exons. NCBI's taxonomy places the organism in Eukaryota, Fungi, Ascomycota, Dothideomycetes, Pleosporales, Pleosporaceae. The record is from RefSeq and is a predicted model, not a curated record. Bases 1 to 1116 code for a protein of 371 amino acids. Gene Ontology annotation, molecular function: methyltransferase activity.
AUGGCAUCUUCGUCGUCGCAAAAGCCAUCCGAGGGCAUCGGCAUGCAUCAUCAAGAUAGUGCCAUACAUCUCGGCGACGGCUCGACGUCGCCAUACCCACAACAACCAGCCCCUGAACACCACCAUUUGUCGACGGAUUCUGAGCCCUCACCACCCGACAACGACGACGAGGCUGGCUUUUCUUCAGACUCAGCCUUCGACAGCGGAAGUCUCCUUGGCGACGAGACAAAUUCGCUUGCGUCGUCCAUUCUUAACCAUCGUAUUGAAAAUGGACGGCAAUACCACGCGUACCGAGACGGCGCAUACUGGGGACCGAACGAUGAGCUCGCCAAGGAGAUAUUGGACUUCGCUCACCACAUGUAUCUCCUGACGCUUGACCAGAAAUUGCAUCUUGCGCCUCUACAAAACCCACAAACAAUACUAGACUGCGGCACAGGCACUGGCAUAUGGGCAAUUGACAUGGCAGACCAAUAUCCUUCUGCGAUCGUGACCGGUACAGACCUUUCUCCCAUACAACCCGAAUGGGUCCCACCCAACUGUCACUUCGAAAUCGACGAUGUCUCGCUCGAGUGGACAUUUCCGCCGAACCACUUCGAUUUCAUACACAUUCGCGAACUCUUCGGUUGCAUACCAGACUGGGACUUCUUCUUCCAGCAAGCCUACCGACACACCAAACCUGGUGGCUGGAUAGAGAUCGUCGAGCACUCAGUGUGCCCGAUAUCCGACGAUGACACAAUGGGUCCAGAUCACUUCUACCAUACGUGGGGGAAGGUUGUUGUUGAGAUGGGCGAUCGCUUCGGCAAGACCUUUACCAUAUGGGAAGAGAGCGCCGAGAGGAUCAAACGAGCUGGUUUUGUGGAUGUGACAGUCAUGGAGUAUAAAUGGCCUAUGAACGGCUGGCCAAAGGAUAAGGAUCUCAAGAAUAUUGGACGAUGGAACCAAUUGCGGUUGAUGGACGGGGUCGAAGGCUUCAUGCUGCGAUUGUUGACACAGGUCGGAGGUUGGUCCGUUGCACGAGCACAAGUGCAUCUAGCGCAGAUGCGCAAGGAGCUGAAGAGCUACCGCGCUCACGCAUACUUACCUGGAACCGUUGUCUAUGCCCGGAAGCCCCUAUGA